AUGGCCCAGAGUGUGGAGCGGCGCGGCCUGACCAGCCAGGACACCUUGGGGCGUUUAGGAGGCCUGAUGCUCGCCGGCACCUUAAAGGCAGAGGAGACCCUACGACAAACGCAUGAAGAGCGCAUGUUUCAUGGGAUUGAUGUUGAUGCUGGCGUUCCCUGCAAGCCACUGAGGAGAAGCCCCUCUCCCAAUGGCAGGGCCACGAGAGUCCUGGUGCUCGCCGGCACCUUCAGGGCUAAGGACACCCUGUCGGAGGCCCAGACCCAGGGAGGAGGGGUGCUGGGAGUGAGUGACGAGGAGCUGGGGUCCUGGCCCUGCAGCCGCUGUCACAGCACAGCCCACCCCAGACCUCCAGAGUCAUGGGACUCUGGUGGCACAAGCUCCAGAAGCUUGGCCGAUGCCAGGGCUCCCAUGGCCCAGAGUGUGGAGCGGCGCGGCCUGACCAGCCAGGACACCUUGGGGCGUUUAGGAGCCAGGCAGGCUGCAGCGUGGGAAAGCCUGAGCAGCUGUCCCCCAACCCCAGCGGUCCCUCCCAUCCCACCCACCCUCUGCAGGCUUGUGGAGGAGUUCAUGCUCUUGGCCAACAUGGCAGUGGCCCACAAGAUCCACCGCGCCUUCCCCGAGCAGGCCCUGCUGCGCCGGCACCCCCCACCCCAGACAAGGAUGCUCAAUGACCUGGUGGAAUUCUGCGACCAGAUGGGGCUGCCCGUGGACUUCAGCUCCGCAGGAGCCCUCAAUAAAAGCCUGACCCAAACAUUUGGAGAGGACAAGUACUCACUGGCCCGGAAGGAGGUGCUCACCAACAUGUGCUCCCGGCCCAUGCAGAUGGCACUGUACUUCUGCUCGGGGCUGCUGCGGGACCCGGCAUAGUUCUGGCACUAUGCGCUCAUCAUGCCCCUGUACACACACUUCACCCACAUCCUGGCGAGCCCUCCCCUGCCUCCUGCGGUGCCCCCUGCCCUCAUCUAUGCCCCCUGGGCUCCCCCAGCACUGAAGCCUCCCGGAGAACUUGAUGAAAGCUAUGAGUUUACACCUAAGAAAUUGUCGGGCACCGUUUUUCACCAACAACGUGCCCUGAAGGUCAUCACCAUCAUCAGCCUGGUAGAGGUGGUCCUGUGGGUGGCCAUGACCCUCAAGUAUAGUGCUGUCCUGAAGCAGCCGAGCAACCAGGGCCACCUGGGCCCCAAGGAAGAGGAGGAGGAGGAGGAGGUCGACUUCCCGCAGGCUGAGGCCCCAGUGCCCUGCUUGUACUGCUGA
Messenger RNA from Mandrillus leucophaeus (drill), 1257 nucleotides. RefSeq lists its product as uncharacterized. Lineage: Eukaryota; Metazoa; Chordata; Mammalia; Primates; Cercopithecidae. Gene Ontology annotation, biological process: miRNA catabolic process; mRNA catabolic process. Gene Ontology annotation, cellular component: exosome (RNase complex); P-body. Gene Ontology annotation, molecular function: 3'-5'-RNA exonuclease activity; RNA binding. The record is from RefSeq and is a predicted model, not a curated record. The transcript is spliced from 12 exons.